AACCGUGGAACAUUCGUUUGUUUGAUUUCAUUUAGUGACCACCUACCCGGGUAGAAAGCAUUGCACAGAAUGUUCAAAUAUCUCAUCUUUUUCGCCGCCAUCGGUCUCAGCGUGGCCGUCAUACCACGUCGUCCUUUUUAUGGGCAAAGUAGCGGUGGUCACAGCAGCAGCAGUUCGCGUGCCUCUGGUGAUGAAAGGAACGCUGAGAUAAAGUCAAUGCAUUCUGAAGUACGUGCCGAUGGUUUCGACUACGCGCUCGAGACCAGCAAUGGCAUUAAAUCUACAAGAUCAGGCGAUGCUAAUGGCAAUAUCCAAGGCGGUUUCCAAUGGAUUUCACCCGAUGGCCAACAGAUGCAAAUCUCAUAUGUUGCCGAUGAGAAUGGCUAUCAGCCGAAGGGUGAUCUUCUACCGACCCCACCACCAAUUCCAGAUGCUAUUCUUCGUGCACUCGAGUACAUACGCACUCAUCCACCGAAAGAGGAAUCAAAGCGUCCAUUAAGGCCUUCAGCACCUUCUUCCUACACACCACCCAAGAGAACCACUAUCCGACCAAGACCAAGAUAUUAGAUGAAGCUUGGAAGACGGAGAGGUAGAUCGUGCAAAUUCGGGGAAUAAAGCGGAAUUAUUUGAAUUUUACUGUGCGUGGGUACGAUUUUUUUUUUAUCGAAAUAAAAAAUUAAAACUUUGUAA
This is a messenger RNA of Rhagoletis zephyria (snowberry fruit fly), 690 nucleotides long. RefSeq names its product larval cuticle protein 4-like. Lineage: Eukaryota; Metazoa; Arthropoda; Insecta; Diptera; Tephritidae. Gene Ontology annotation, cellular component: chitin-based extracellular matrix. The record is from RefSeq and is a predicted model, not a curated record. Gene Ontology annotation, molecular function: structural constituent of chitin-based larval cuticle.